AUGGAGGCAGAAGAUGCCAGAAGUUCCAUUCAGGUGAAAGAGCCAAACCGUAUCACCGUUGACACAGGAAGGGGUCACCCGCCCCAGAGCCUGGAUUUUGAUGCUGUUUGGGAUGAAAGUGCCACUCAGAAGGAUGUCUAUGAAUCCACAGCCAAGCUUCUGGUGGAGUCCCUUCUGAAGGGCUACAAUGGCUGUGUCAUCACCUACGGUUCACCUGGCAGUGGGAAGAGCUACACCUUGCUGGGUGGAAGCCUGACUGGCAGGCAGAGGGGCAUCCUCAGUAGAGCUGCGGAGGACAUUUUCAGCUCACCAGAGGCACUGACCUGCAAGAUCAGAGUCUCCUUUAUUCAUGUGUCCAACGAGAAGAUUUAUGAUCUUCUGGAGAGCCAGCCGGCGGAGGUGUGUCGGAUACACGAGGGGGAGGAGGUGGCAUUUGUGGAGGGACUGAAGGAGGUGGAGGUGAGCUCCUCCCAGGCUCUGCUGCAACUCUACAGACGUGGGGCAGCAAACAGGCACACAGGGGUGUCGAAGGGCGAGUUCGCCAGCAGAAGCCACGCCAUUUUCACCAUCACUGCCAUCAGCAUGAGCCCGCAGGAGCACAGCGCCCAGGGGGGACUAGCGACCAUCAGCAAGCUCACUCUGGUGGACCUGGCCAGCUCAGGGAAGGCUCUCCCUCGGAGUGGUGCUCUCAUGGACGGGAGGAGAUCUUUCCAGAUAGUCCAGGAAAACGCCCAAGAAGCCAAGAUGCUCAAGAGGUCCCUCACAAUAUUUGGAAACGUGGUUUUCGCCCUCAGCACUGCAGGCUGUCAGCAUGUGCCCUACAGGGAGUCCAAGCUCACCAGGGUUCUGAGAGAGUGCCUGGGGGGAAACUGCCGCACCUCUCUGGUGGUGACCGUGUCGUCCAGCCCGUCCUCCAUCACAGAGACGCUCAGCAGCCUUCAGUUCGCCUGCCGCGCCAUGUCCGUCCCCGCCCGCGCGGUCCACCGCGUGCAGAUGCAGAGUGUGAAUUUAGCCGAGAAACCCCGAUCGAGCCCCAGCCGGCGGCCAUCACACCAGCCGGGCACCUCUGGCACCAGGGUUCCUCCCCUCCAGACCCAGACUUGCCUGCCGCCCAUCGUCUCCAGCCCGCCGCACCGCUCUGGAUGCGGGCUGAGGCGAGUGGAGGAAGGGGAGCAGAAGGCCUUCCUGCCCCAGCUGGGGUUGGCCGAGGGGGGGCCCCAGGCGAACCGGUCUGCGAGGGGGGUUAGGCCGGUGGAGGAGAGGGGACCUGGCGCCCGCUCUCUCUCCAGCAGCCUGGUGGGGUUCCAGCCCCACGAGAGGAACCCCAGGCCCGAGGUCCACCCCUCCCCCCGCGCCUCUGUGGACAAGCUCCCCCCCUCCCUCCCCCUGCCCGCCCCCGCUGCCGUGGCCGGGGGGGCUGUGGAGUGCCCAAACUGCAAGCGGGAGAGGAAGAUCAGGGAGGAGUAUGACAAGUUCAUCGUCCAGGCCCGCAGAGAGAGGGACGUCCUGACCCAGAGGGUGGAGGAGCUGGAGGCUCAGCUCCUAAAGAGGGGGAGUGAGGAGAGAGAGGGGAACGCUGACCCCGUCCCAAAUACACCGAGAACCAGAGGAGCAGAGAGGUCGGCUGCAUCUAUGGGCGAGGGUACAGAUGACGUCACAGGCACGAGGCAAGGAGAGGAGAAGCCAAAGAGGGCACUGAGUGGCAUGCUCCCUCGAGCUGACAUCAUCCCCCAAGCUGACAUAAUCACCCGAGCUGACCACACCCCCAGAGCUGACGUCAUCACCCGAGUUGACAUCAUCCCCCGAGAUGAUAUAAUCACCCGAGCUGACCACACCCCCAGAGUUGACAUCUUCCUUCAAGCGGAUGUCAUCCCCGUAGAAAACGACAGCAAUCAGAACAGACAGCAAACAGACAGCUUGCGGAGAGAGACGGCGGAGCUGAGGGCGCAGCUGGAGGAGUGCAGGAGCACCCACACCGCGCGUCGGGACAGAGGAAGGACAGCCCUGCACCAGGAGGAGCUGGAGAGACGAGGGGAAGCGUUCCAGCAGCAGAUCCAAUCCCUGCAGAGCCAGAAGGAGAGCCUGGUGUUGGAGCUGCAGCGCACCAAAGCAGAGCACAGCAGGCUGACAGAGAGUUUUGCUCUUACCCUCAAUGACCUGCAAAAGCAGAAGGAUAAAUUGUUAUCACAAGUAGAGGAAACAAAAAUGCUUUAUGAAAAGGUUAGGUCAGAGAAUGGAGGUCUGAGGGAGCAGGUGGAGGCUCUGUUGAGAGAGUGCAGCUCCAGGCCCUGCCCUGAUCUCCGCGGUAACCCUGGGCCUCCUCACGUCCACACGGUCACCACCAACACGGAGAUGCUGGUCGUCUCACACCAAGUGUCCCAGCAGUGCGCCUCAGGCAGGGACACCUCCGUGGCUAACACAGCACUGCUGCUGACUGCUGAAUACAUUACCUUGAUUUCUUUUCUGAUGUUUUUAGAGGGCCAAUGUUGCUUCAACAGCUGUAACGGAUUCCAGAGUUCUGCGUUUCCAGGGAAACCCACCGAGCCUUCCACCAUGAACGAUUAUGAUGACAACCUGCUUAAAACUAAAGACACAUUCAAACAGCUGAGGAGGGAGCACAGCCUGUUGCUGGAUGUCAUGCUGGUUCUUUAUAAGCGGGGCUGGUUCGCUGAUGACGCCGUUCCGUACGUCCAGAGGACUCUGAGAAAAUGCGGACUCAGACUGAAUGAUGUGGACUGA
Megalops cyprinoides (Indo-Pacific tarpon) is the source of this 2739-nucleotide messenger RNA. Its product is annotated as kinesin heavy chain. Bases 1 to 2739 code for a protein of 912 amino acids. Gene Ontology annotation, biological process: cytoskeleton-dependent intracellular transport; microtubule-based movement. Gene Ontology annotation, cellular component: kinesin complex; microtubule. The record is from RefSeq and is a predicted model, not a curated record. The transcript has 21 exons. Gene Ontology annotation, molecular function: plus-end-directed microtubule motor activity; ATP hydrolysis activity; ATP binding. Lineage: Eukaryota; Metazoa; Chordata; Actinopteri; Elopiformes; Megalopidae.